Archocentrus centrarchus (flier cichlid) is the source of this 2901-nucleotide messenger RNA. It is a transcript of the gene ppp3ccb, whose product is annotated as protein phosphatase 3, catalytic subunit, gamma isozyme, b. Bases 543 to 2087 code for a protein of 514 amino acids. Lineage: Eukaryota; Metazoa; Chordata; Actinopteri; Cichliformes; Cichlidae. The transcript has 14 exons. Gene Ontology annotation, biological process: calcineurin-mediated signaling. The record is from RefSeq and is a predicted model, not a curated record. Gene Ontology annotation, molecular function: calmodulin-dependent protein phosphatase activity.
CGCCCGCGCUGAGCCAUGUUGUAGGAAAUCCGCUUGCGGCGGAUUAUUGUAAUCCGACAGAGGGUCUGGGCGACACAUCGGAUCACGACAGGAAAAAAACCGAAGCGCAGCGGCCUGGAACAGAUGCACUUCGUCCGAGAAUAACGGGAUAAAGCCGGGACAUGAUCCGCCGCGCCGCUCGGUGUUGCUGAAGCCAGAGAUCGGCGCUGCUGCCCGGGCCGCUUCCUGCCUGGACCCGUGGGUCGCGUCACCGCACCGCAGAGAGCAGCGGGGCAGAGCGGGGAGGCUCCGGUUUGUCGGUGAAACGGGCACCCUCCCUCCCUCUUCCCUACCCAGGUCAGGUCUGACUCCGGCUCGGCUCGGCUCGGCUCGGUCGCCCUGUGCACUGAGGGACGCGCCGCCGCCGCUGCUCCCAGCCAUACCGCCAGCUAGCGCGGCUAGCGUGCUCCAGCUAGCCUGCUAGCCCGUCAGGAAGGAAUCGGUCCGGUUCAGCUCCGAAUUUUACCCGUUUCCGGCCCGCAGCCCGCAAGCAGGGAGGGAGGAUGUCGGCCAAAGACCAGAACAAACUCUCCACCACGGAGCGGCCCAUCAAAGCGGUGCCGUAUCCCCCUGGCAACCGCCUGUCCGUCAAAGAGCUGUACGUGGACGGGAGGCCCAGCGUGGAGCUGCUCAAGGCCCAUCUGGUGAAGGAGGGGCGGCUGGAGGAGGAGGCGGCCCUGCGGAUCAUCAACGAGGGCGCCGCCAUCCUCCGGCAGGAGAAGUGCAUGCUGGAGGUGGAAGCCCCCAUCACAGUGUGCGGAGACGUCCACGGUCAGUUCUUCGACCUGAUGAAGCUCUUCGAGGUGGGCGGGUCCCCCAGCACCACCCGUUACCUGUUCCUCGGGGACUACGUGGACCGAGGCUACUUCAGCAUCGAGUGUGUACUGUACCUGUGGGCUCUGAAGGCCAACCAUCCCAGCACCCUCUUCCUCCUCAGAGGCAACCACGAGUGCCGACAUCUCACAGAGUACUUCACCUUCAAACAGGAGUGUAAAAUAAAGUACUCUGAGCGUGUAUAUGAUGCCUGCAUGGAGGCAUUCGACUGCCUGCCUCUGGCCGCCCUCCUUAACCAGCAGUUCCUGUGUGUGCAUGGGGGUCUGAGCCCUGAGAUCACCUGCCUGGAUGACAUACGAAAGCUGGACCGGUUCAAGGAGCCUCCGGCCUUCGGGCCGAUGUGCGACCUGCUGUGGUCGGACCCGGGGGAGGACUACGGCUCGGAGAAGACCCAGGAGCACUUCUGCCACAACAGUGUCAGAGGCUGCUCUUAUUUCUACAGUUACCCGGCAGUAUGUGACUUCCUGAUGAACAAUAACCUGUUGUCUGUAAUACGAGCACAUGAAGCCCAGGACGCCGGGUAUCGAAUGUACAGGAAAAGUCAGACGACAGGCUUUCCUUCUUUAAUUACAAUCUUCUCUGCUCCCAACUACCUGGAUGUGUACAACAACAAAGCGGCGGUGCUGAAAUACGAGAACAAUGUGAUGAACAUCCGGCAGUUUAACUGCUCCCCUCACCCCUACUGGCUGCCCAACUUUAUGGAUGUCUUCACCUGGUCUCUGCCCUUUGUCGGAGAGAAGGUGACGGAGAUGCUGGUGAACGUGCUGAACAUCUGCUCCGACGACGAGCUCAUGUCCGAGGGAGACGACACGUGCGAGGGUGGCGCUCCGGCUGUCAGGAAGGAGGUGAUCAGGAACAAGAUCCGAGCGAUUGGAAAGAUGGCCCGUGUCUUCUCUGUGCUCAGAGAGGAGAACGAGAGCGUGCUGCAGCUGAAGGGGCUGACCCCGACCGGGACGCUGCCUCUGGGCGUUUUGUCCGGAGGUCGGCGGACUCUGCAAAGCGCCACCGUAGAGGCAGAAGAGGCACGAGCCAUCCAAGGCUUCAACCCGCAGCACAAGAUCCAGAGCUUCGAGGAGGCCCGCGGGCUGGACCGCAUCAACGAGAGGAUGCCGCCGCGCCGCGACAGCAAGCAGCACGAGGCCCCGCCCUCCCUCAACAACCUGCCGGCGAGCACCGGGCCCCCGGACAAGAACGGCACCAACGCUCAGGCCUAGACCCUCCCGCCUCCUCUUCCUCCUCCUCUCCUUCCUUGCCUCCUUUCCUCCCCUCCCUCCGCCGUGAGCGGUGGACGAGGCCGUUCAGUCCGAGCGACUCGCCGCGCUUAAUUUAUUUCAUCAUCGGUUAAAUAUCGUAGUUUCAGACUGAACAGGAAGAAAUCUCAGCGCCGCUCGCCGUCUCCAAUCAGGAGGCUGCUGGUACUCCACCACACCUUUAUUUUCUUUGGAGCGAGGAGGAAGUGACGUCAUUCAAACGCUGUGUUCGUGCCCACAUUCAUACACACACACACACUCACACUCAUACACACACACACACACACACUCACAGACUCACAUCCAUCCUUUCUUAUGCCAACAAUAGUGUGACUGAGCUCCGCCGAGCGAGUAUUUACAUUUAUAAAAUAUUAUAUGUAUAUUUUAAAUGUUCCCUCUUUUCAAUGUGAUGUUUAUUUUUUUUUUUUAUGACAUAGACUUAGGCUUUAACUAUCCAGGUGGGGGGCGGAGUCGAGAGCAGAGGUGUGCAGGAAGUGAAGAGUCAGGAGUUAAAGGGUCAUUCUGCUUCAUUCAGACUGAGUCUGCAGCUCCUCCCUGAACGGUGCUGAACGAAGGAGCUUUGAGUCGUCCACGUUUCAGGAGAUCCAGCUUUCAAUUAACUUUGUGCUCAAAACAGAAGCCAAAUCAAAGGUGCCGCCAUGACAGAGUCGUGAUGCUCGCUGAGGAUAAAAAGAGUAAAAUCAGAAAAUCUGUAAAAAAAAAAAAAAAAAGUGUGAAAAUAUUUUAUUAUAAAUGGUUAAAAAAAAAUCAGUGGAAA